AUGCACUCCAGCUUCAUCCUCAACGCUAUGCUCGCCCUCGGCGCUGCUGUGGGAGUUUCCGCCUCGGCCAUCACUCCUCGGGCCAACCGCAAGGCUAACGAGUUCUCCAGUGAUAACUGUGCUCAAGGAACCGCCUCCUACGAGCACGAAAGCAACUACAACGUUGAUGUCACGAUGGAUGAUAGCAGCCACUCCGUCUACUUUGCCUCUGGCCCCUGGUUCUACUACAGCGAGAAGACUGGCGAUGGCGCCUCGUGCGCGGGCGAUCUGCUGGGGAACUGGGCCAACGACAAUGACCACCCGUGCGUGAAUUUGGAUCAGCGGGAUGGUGACAGCCGCCGCAUCAAGUGCGUCAAGUGGAACAAUGGCAAUUAA
This is a messenger RNA of Cryphonectria parasitica EP155, 375 nucleotides long. RefSeq lists its product as uncharacterized. The coding region runs from base 1 to 375 and encodes 124 amino acids. Lineage: Eukaryota; Fungi; Ascomycota; Sordariomycetes; Diaporthales; Cryphonectriaceae. The record is from RefSeq and is a predicted model, not a curated record. The transcript is spliced from 2 exons.